Molecule: messenger RNA, 1477 nt
Organism: Drosophila nasuta
Lineage: Eukaryota; Metazoa; Arthropoda; Insecta; Diptera; Drosophilidae
Exons: 1
Coding region: 162-830 (222 amino acids)
Molecular function (GO): transmembrane monodehydroascorbate reductase activity
Source: RefSeq, a predicted model, not a curated record
AUUACGGUCAAUAGAAAAGGUUUCUUCAAAUUAGUUGUCUGUCCCUCAUGCGUGGGAGAAGUUGACAUUUGGAUAGUGAAAGUUUAGUGCCUGAAAAGGAUUUUUGUUUUUGAUUUAAGACUUAUUAAGAUAGUAAAGUGAAGAGUCCAACAAUAUACACCAUGGUAACAGAAAAAUCCAACUCAACCAGUGUCCUGCAACACAUCGAGGCAGGUCUAAAUGUCCUCAAUCAACUGUGCAUCGGCUUUAUUACAUUUUGGAUAUCCUGGAACUGUCUACGUGUUGGCUUGACGGGCAUUCGCCUCCACGUCUGGCUGGUAACCUUUGGCUUUGUGUUUCUGAUGGCCGAGGCCAUGAUGUGCUUCUACAAUGGCAACUGGCUAACACUCCGAUACACUCGCAAGCGCAAAACCGCCAUUCAUGUAGUGCUCCAGAUUCUUGGUGGCGGCAUGGGCGUAGCUGGUUGCCUCGUCCAGCUGAUACGUGACGACUGGUCCAUUUCAGUGACCACCCAUGCGAGAUUGGGAUUCGCAGCGUUUAUUCUGUGUCUAAUCGCCCUCUUAAGUGGAAUAACCGCUGCUGUGGCGCGCAGCAUGUCCAAGCUUGUGUCGCCGUUGGCCAACAAAACGUUUCACGUAAUUCUGAGCUUGGGCACAUUUGUGACUGCAAUGCUUGCCCAGUUCUAUGGUUAUACACAGACAGGCAUAUUUAAGGGACAAGGACAAGACUUUGUUAUACUUAUGCAAGUUGUAACGAUGAUCGCUAUGGUCCUAACUUGCAUUGCACCAUUCAAGUCGCUGUAUCACAAAUUUGUUAGCUUCACAAGUUAAGCACAUCGCAUAGAAGCCUGAGAUUUUAGUUCCUAUUAGUAACUUAACAAUUUAUGUUUAGAGCUCACUUAUUAUUAUUAGCUAAGUUAAUAAAAUGCGAAGAAUUUAAUUCAAAUACCUGUUUAAAUUUACGUUCGUCAUUCAGUGUUGGUUAACUCAAGCUGCUCAUCGAUUAAGAAUGCGUGAAUCGAUGUUAAUUAUCGAUUUUCUAAUUUUUAGGCGCCAAAUUUGCAGAAUUUAUGUUUCACUAGCAAAUUUAAAAAAUAACCAUAAUUUUGUUUUUAUAUUUGAAGACGUAUCCUUUUUUGCUUCGACAGUAAAAAAAAAAUCAAUACACUAAAGUUUCGGCGUACUAUAUGGGCAAAUCCCAGAAACAGUCCACCAGCGACAAAUUUUUAAAUUUCACAUUUUGUAAUUUUUCUUUAUAUGGAACAUUAAUGUAGAUAUCGAAUUUUAAGAAUUUAAAGCAAAAAAAGAAAUUUCGAUCAUUAUAAAUGCUCAAAUUUUUAUCAAACCCAAUUUUCAUUAUAAUUUUCAUAAUUUUACUUACAUUCGUGCUCUGCGCACACUUUCAAAUCCCUAUUGUAUUCUUCACAAUUUUUUGACUCUGCUUGGGCUCACAUACAAAUCAAAAGUAAAUCACGCUG